This is a messenger RNA of Paramacrobiotus metropolitanus, 2837 nucleotides long. RefSeq lists its product as uncharacterized. The record is from RefSeq and is a predicted model, not a curated record. The transcript has 3 exons. The coding region runs from base 1308 to 2783 and encodes 491 amino acids. Lineage: Eukaryota; Metazoa; Tardigrada; Eutardigrada; Parachela; Macrobiotidae.
UUUUCAAGUUUUCGAAAUGCCAUUUUGAAUUCUUCAUAAAAAGUUGCACUUCUUAUAAUGUUAUUCAUCAUGUUUUUAGCGCAUUCCUACUUGUGUAGAUCAUUUAGCUUGUAGAAUCUGGACUGUGCAUCUCGAAAAACAUGUAACAAUCGUUGAGAAGCAGCGAAUAUGCUUUAAACCUCGCCAGUUGUGGUUGGAAACUGGAAAAAAUCCAGAUUCUUGGAGAUGGUGUUCUUCUAAAAAAUUACUUAUGGUACCUUAUCCCGUUUCUGCUCCAGGACUGCUGAAAUUGGAAAUCAUUUUGUCUCUCUGGAUUCGUAUUUUUGUAUGGCUGAUGGUCGACAUACUUCACUGUGUGCGUUUGAUUGAUUUGACUGGCAACGCUACAUCGCAUCGUGUGGUUGCCUUCUGAAUACGUUCUUUCGUGUUUCGUCCUUCGCGGGAUCAUGGCCGAACACCCCCUGUACACGAUCAUGGACCUGGACAUUCCCGAGGCGCAGGAGAGCCUGCGGAAACGUGGCUCCCUACUGCAAAGUUAACUACAUUCAGAAUGUGAUGGUGCACAAGGAGAAGAUUGCCCGCCGCGAGAUCGGCGCGCUGGCCACGACGAACAAGCCGAUGCAGCGCCAGCAGAAGUUCCUGCAGCCGCCGCACCCGGAGCGCGCCAUCCGCUACGUGCGCAAGCCCAUCGACUACAGCGUGCUGGACGACGUCGGCCACGGCAUCAAGACCUCGGCCACGCCGCAGCCGCCGCGCGCGGCCCCCGCCACCGUCCGCAAGACCGGCUCCACCCUCACCGACACCAGCUCCAUGAGCUCUGGGCCCUCUGGGAAAUGUUUCGCCGGAUGCCUGUCGGUAUUCCGGAAGAGGGGAAAGAGGGCCGCACCAAUUGGCAAAACUGGUUCCGGUCAAAUCCAGUGCGACCGCGCUUCAUCUCCUACUGGAGAAAAGGACGGCAUGUAUAAUGUAUACAAGGUCACUAAUCAUCCUGUGACUGCACGAAAGUGUGAGAAAAUGACCAAAGCGGAAAUUGUGAAAGUGUUUGACGUAAAAUUAGUUUGCACAUACCAGCUGAACCGAGCUACAUUGUAUAAUUCGUUUACCUUGUUUACGUUUGAUCUCCCGAUGGUCUUAUACUUUGGUGUGAAAAGUAUGUACUGUAAAUUCCGCUGGGUACUGCGGACAUGUGACCGCUAGUAGCUGUUGAACAGCAACUUUUUGGAUUGUGUUGACUGCUGACUGGUGUUGUUCGCUGCUGAUAAUAUCAUAAUCAGGAUCGGAAAUUUCUUGAUGGCUGAUUUUUUAUCAUGGAUUUAUCUUCUGAUGGAGCUGCGCAGUCUUCAAAGCCUUCUUUCCCUUGCUUGAUCUGUGGAUUUGUCUGCUCGACCAAGAGCGCUUUCACCAAUCACAGCGGGAGCAACAAGUGCAAGGAGAAUGUGCUACGACGUCAACGCGGACUGGUCCAUUGUGUUCCCAACGAAGCUCCUGCGACGGAACCUAGCUGCAGCCUUCUGAACCAGGCUGCCAUUCCUAAUGCCAUUCAUCAGAAGUCCCUGGAUCUGCAAAGACUAGCUUCCAAGCUAAGUAUACUGCCUGCUCAUCAGGCUUAUUUUCUGCUGCGCACUUGCAUUGGCGUUCCUAAAAUGAACUAUUUACUACGAGCGAGUCCAACUUGGUUGUGCGGAGACGAACUUGAUAAAUUCGAUAACAUUACCAAAUCGGCAUUAGAAGCAGUAACGAAUGUUAAGAUCGACGGUGUCACCUGGGCUCAAGCAUCGCUCCCUGUGUCCAGUGGUGGGUUGGGGAUCAGACGUGUGGCAGAACUAGCUAUUCCAGCCUAUUUGGCUUCGGUUUAUGCCACAGCGCCUCUGGUCUCGACCAUUGCCUCUGGUACGGAGAGCCUUGACUUGGUGCAUCAGUUGUGGCAAACAGCUACGGGCACCGAACUACCACCAGAAAAUCUUCGGCGUGUACAAAAAGUGUGGGAUGUAGCUCUGGUACAAAAAACUUGUCAAAUUAUUAAGGAAGAGUUGUCUAGUGAUGUCACCCACUGUGCGCGUUUGCUUGCUGUUGCAGAGCCGGAAUCUGGCAAAUGGCUGAACGCUCUGCCUGUUUCUUCACUUGGAACCCUGAUGUCGGACGAGAGCUUUCGCGUAGCAGUCGGCCUUCGAAUCGGCGCAGCUAUCUGCCGUCCGCACCUUUGCACGGACUGCCGUCUCCCUGUGGACGAAUACGGUCACCACGGCUUAUCCUGCAAAAAGAGCGCUGGGCGUUUUCUUCGCCACACCGCACUGAACGAACUGAUUCGGAGAAGUUUGGUCACCGCUAAAACGCCGGCCGUACUGGAGCCGCUUGGAACAAGUGACGAAGACGAUCGCCGUCCGGACGGUGUGUCGCAAAUGCCUUGGAAGAACGGUUUACGGCUAGCCUGGGACGUGACUUGUGUGGAUACCGUCGCAUUUUCAAACGUCAUUAGCAGCAGCGUUAAGGCUGGAGAAGCGGCCCGAAAAGCAGAAGACGAAAAGCGGCGGAAAUAUGAAUAUUUAGCACCUGAGUACUAUUUUGUUGCAUUGGCUUUUGAAACUUUUGGCGUCGCUAGCCCUUCCUGUAUUAAGUUUUUGCGAGAAUUGGGCAGGCGGUUAAAGGAUGCUACGGGAGAACGACGCUCUUACGAGUUUCUGCUACAGCGUAUUAGCAUUGAAAUACAGCGGUGGAAUGCGCUGUCUGUGACUUCAACCGUACCGCGUUCUGAUGGUUUUAACGCUGUUUACUUUGUUUUAUAAUGUUGAUGUUCAAACGUCUGAACGAUAAGCAAACCAAUAAAUUCUUUUACAUGU